This is a messenger RNA of Drosophila serrata, 1464 nucleotides long. RefSeq lists its product as uncharacterized. The record is from RefSeq and is a predicted model, not a curated record. NCBI's taxonomy places the organism in Eukaryota, Metazoa, Arthropoda, Insecta, Diptera, Drosophilidae.
AAUAUAUCGAUACAAAUCGAACAGCUGUUUCGGCCGUAGCCAAUAUUUACUAUUUUAAUUUUAAUUUAAAAACGUUAAAAACGGAUUAACGGCAGAGAAAAUGCGCAAGUACCAACAACUUGUGUUGCUCCUGAUUUCCUGCCUAAGCGUCUGCAUCCUGCUGAUGUACAAGACGGAGAACAACCGCUUGAAAUAUGUGCUCAAGUAUGUGAACUUCUUUGGACGGAACGAUGCCGCAGUGCUGCGCCGCCUGGAGAAUGGGACCAAGGAGGAGGUUCCGCAGGCAUCUCUGUGGCGUCCCCUGCCCGUGUGGCAGAUGAUUGGCGACAACUUCCAUGCCUACUCCGCCUACUGGAUGCGGAAUGAGCUGGUGGCCGGCGGCGAAGCCCACGUUCUGGUGGUCGGGAAAAGAGGAGCUGUCGUGGACUUCCGAUGCAGUUUGGAGCUGCUCAGCGGCCGGAGUGUGCAGGGGAAGUUUCGCUUUCAGCGCGACUCAAUCGAGAGCAUGGUGGUGGACGACAAGUCCUCUAACUUUACCAACUACCAUUUCUUCUGCCAAGUGAGCCGGGAUUUCGGACAGCCGGGCGGCGUCUCAUUUACGGACAUCACGACAACCAAGAGCCCGGUGAAGCUGCGCCUGCGCAACCUAAAACCCGAAAUGAAGACCGAUUCCAUGGCAGCGCCGAGCGCUCCCGUUCGCCUGCCUGCCACAAUUUGCGUGGAUUUGGUGGGCUUCAAUAUGAGCUCCCGGUUCGCCCGGAACGAGAACGCCCUGCUGCAGUUCUUCCUGUUUCACCAGGCCAUAGGCAUAGAGCAGUUUUUAGUCUACAACUAUGAUGCCCUGCCCGACGAGGUGAUUCGUCUGUUAGACCGCACCAAUAUCCAUCUGUACGCGAUGCCAUUCAACUUUCCCUUCCGCCAAGGAAACGCGACGGCUGCCAGGGUGCGUCAGCUGCUCCAUACCGACUGCCUGUUGAGGAACGUGAACCACGCCACCUUCACAAUUCUGCUCCGACCGAAUGAGGUGUUCUUCCCCAACGCCCGCCUGACUUCCGCUCAGGCGAAGGGAUCACUGCAGCAGCAGUUGCGUCACUUCUCAACCGAAACAACCAGCUUCGAGCUGGCCACCAUGGCCGUGUGCUAUGACGAGCGCAAGAAGCUUCUGCCCGACAAUGUCCAGUACGAUCCGGAGCGAAGGGCCCCAUACAAAACACUGCUCAAACGGCUGGAGCUACCGCCUGCCCAGCUAUUGGCCAGCACCGCCGAGGUGGAGCUCUCACUCUCCACCGGAUUCGUGCACCGGUACGUGGACUGUGAGCAUGUGGGCAGCGACGGGCUGCACGACUGGCGCAACGGUGUGCGGCAGGACUUUAUGGAACACAUCAACGUACUGCGCAAUGAGGUGGACCUACUCAUCUGAGUAAUUAAAGCCUAACCAUUUUGUAGCCUUUAGUUUGAGAUUGU